Messenger RNA from Arabidopsis lyrata subsp. lyrata, 2512 nucleotides. RefSeq names its product zinc finger CCCH domain-containing protein 6. The coding region runs from base 1089 to 2285 and encodes 398 amino acids. The transcript has 5 exons. Gene Ontology annotation, molecular function: metal ion binding. Lineage: Eukaryota; Viridiplantae; Streptophyta; Magnoliopsida; Brassicales; Brassicaceae. The record is from RefSeq and is a predicted model, not a curated record.
AAAUCUGAGGACAGAUAAAAUGACGAUGGUGACCAUAAGAAGAAGAGCCCAGAGGAUCUAGGGCUUCACAAUCGCUUCCAUCUCUCAACUCUCUCUCUCGACGGAUUUUAGCUUGCAGAUGUUUCUUCUCCUCUCUGGGAUUCAUCAUCUUCUCUUCUUAAAUUCUUCCUCUUUUCCUGAAAAAAGUUAGGGUUUUUUGAUAACUUGGGAUGAGAAUAAUGAUGAUGAUGAUUGGUGCUUCAAUCUAAGAGUAAAUUCACGAGAUUUUAAAAGGGUAAUUGGACCUUCCUGAAUCAAAAAGAAUUGAUUUUUAGAUUGAAAAAAGAAGUGAGAGUUUCUGUAACUAUGAGGGCAUUGCACAAAAGGGUAUCUUGGCCACCAGAUUUUAAACUUUGUCAGUUAUUGGGAAUCCGUGUGGAACCAUGGUGACAAACCUGCCAAUCACUUGUCUCGAGCUCUUGGACUUGGAGGACAUACAUAUAAAAUCUGCAUUUUUGUUCUUUUAAUCUAUAUUUGCAUCAUAGUCUAAAUUGUUUGCCCAUUUUUGGUUCUUUGGAUAAGGGGCUAAUCAUGAGAUACAUCCAGUUCCAUCAUGGCAUACUCACGAGAUCAAUGUAGUCAAGUAGUUCAGUGGUGAGGUAUGAAAGAGAACGAACCAAGAAUAAUGAGUGAUGUCCAAAGGGUUUUGGCUAUCUUCAACAAAGUAUUCGGCAUGGUGAAUCGUUAUACAUUCACACACUCUUGAAUACUGUCAUUUGCAUACUUUGUGCUGAUGGAAAAUACUUUGGUAAGUUAGCUUGGAGACGAUUCGUUGUCCAGCUCUGUUGCUUACUGGGAAGGGAGAGGAGUAGGAGGAUGCUACAGAGAGGAACGUCACCAUUUUCAUUUUUUUCAUGUAUACAUGGUUUGAAAAGUAGUUGAUUAGUUAGGCUGUUCUGGAUUAUGAGGUCAUUGUCUUAUACGUUACCACAUUGUUUGUUUCUUUCUUUACUUAAGCUUUUUCAAACAACCAGGAUUCUUGUAAUACGUUAAUGCUUACAAGCCCUUGUUGACUUUUUUUGGACUGUAUAUUUGAGAUAACUGGUCCAAUGGUACGGCUAUUCAUAUCAGAGGAUUCACCUUCACAAGUUGGAUCAGAGUCUCAAGAUCACCUGCAAGCAAAGUCACCGUUGGCUUCCCAUCCAAGUGAUGAUAAUCUACCACCUGGUUUUGGUGGACCUCUUUCCGCGAAUCAGUCCCAGAUUAAGUUAUCAGACAUCCCAGUAAUAAAGUGGAAAUCCUCUGUCCGGAUUCUGCUAGAUGAGGAAUGGAGAGUGGUUGCAGGGGACGAAAGCAAAGAAGUGGAGGUCCAAAAUCAGAGGGAAUUGAGAGUUCUUGAAGCAUUUUAUCCUGGCGCAUCAUCUAUUCCUCCAAAUCAAAUCUGCAGCCCUUCGGUUCCAGCUGAUGUUGAGAACCAUCAUGAUGAUCAGCAAACCAUUGUCAUACCCAUCCUACCUGUAGAAGACGAUGACAUAGCGAUGGAUUCAGCAUCUGAUUUCCCAACCCAAUCUGGCGUGGAUGUGGGAACAGAUCCAUCAAUAACGGAUGAGAAUACAUCAACUUCUUCAAUCCUCCCUGCAGGGCCAGAGAUAAUGGCUGCAUUAUCUGCAAUCUCAAACAGCAAAGAACAAGGCAGCAGCAUGAUCGACCAAGAUCUGCUUAUUAAAAUCCUAAGCAACCCUAAGUUGGUCGAGAAUCUUGUUGCAAAUUCUGGCAGUGCAGGUUCAGUUUCCUCCAACGCAGGUAGCCUCUACCCAUCUUCAACACAUGAAGCCAAUGGAGUAGUAACUACAGCACCUACUUACUCAAAUGGACAAUUUUACCCUCAGCCAUCCAUAACCCAUAUUCCUCCCAUGGCGUAUACUCCUCUAGACCAACCAAACUAUGGAGCACCUCCAGCAAGAGAUGCUAGUUAUUACAAGAACCUGAUUCAGCAACAUGGUGGGGAUAGACAAGAAAUGCCGCCAGUUCAACAACAUCUUGGUUAUCGUUACAACCUCCAACCUGGAGGACCUAACCCGGAGAUGGUAAAUAGCAAUAAUAAUAACCAGAGGCCAAGGGACUCAAAACCCAAGAUAAUGAAGCCUUGCAUGUAUUUCAACAGCACAAGGGGUUGUCGCCAUGGAGCCAAUUGUUUGUACCAGCACGAUGUUACUACACCUUACCAGCCGAGGAAUCUAAACAAUGGUAAUAUCAACACUUCUGAGAUGCAGAAUGCAAAAAGAAUGAGAUUUGACAGAGACUGAUGCAGAAUUAGCAUACCACACAUGCUCUUUGCCUCUUGGUGUGAGAGCUUGUUGUUUAGCAGCAGAGCAAUUUUUCUCUUUUCUCUUGUCUGAUUUUGCUGCUAUAUAAGUUUUAUAUACAUUUGAAAUCAUAUCUUUGUUUUACGCCACAAAUGUAGAAUUAAUCAGCGAGUAUCUUUUGGCUCACCAACACAGUAGUAAUUAUACUAUAUCCCUAGCUUUCUUGA